Messenger RNA from Talaromyces rugulosus, 456 nucleotides. RefSeq lists its product as uncharacterized. NCBI's taxonomy places the organism in Eukaryota, Fungi, Ascomycota, Eurotiomycetes, Eurotiales, Trichocomaceae. Bases 1 to 456 code for a protein of 151 amino acids. The transcript has 2 exons. The record is from RefSeq and is a predicted model, not a curated record.
AUGUAUUUCUUCCAGGUUCUCUUUUUCCUACUCGUUCCUCUGUUCGCCCUGGCAAACCCUGCGCCAGCUCCACAGGCAACCAUCUCGUCGACUGCGUUGGCCGACUUGGAGGACCUGGUCAACGGUGCCAAAACGCUGCUAAGCCAGGACAGCAUCAGCAACAUCGAGACCACUCUCACCGGAGCAGCCACCUUGCUGAGCGGCUCGACUGCCAACGACACCAAGACUCUGCUCACCGAAGUCAGCGGCCUGCUCACCCCGGAACUAGUCUCGGCUGUCACCAAGCUCAUCACGGCCGACACCGUGAACAAGUUGAACGACAUUGUGGACAAUGCCCACACCCUGUUGACGGCAAACUUUGUCAACCAGACGGUUACUCUUAUCGACGAUGUCACACCGCUCGUUGCCGACGUGUCCAAGGUACUUGGAGGACUACUUUCUGCGCUUUUGGGCUAA